Molecule: messenger RNA, 703 nt
Organism: Staurois parvus
Lineage: Eukaryota; Metazoa; Chordata; Amphibia; Anura; Ranidae
Source: the annotation of a GenBank genome assembly
CACGGAAAGAGCCGAAGAUGUCGGCUCGGUCAUGUGCUCAGCUGUGUCCAAUCACAGCUGAUCACAUGGGACAUCUACACUGAUCAUCAGGGCACUGAUGAUCAGUGUGCCCUCAUGGUCAGUGUGGCCCCAGAAGUGCCACCUGUCAGAGUCCAUCAGUGCCAGCUGAACAGUGCCACGUGCCAGUGCCCAUCAGUGCCACAUAUCAGUGCCUACCAGUGCACAUCAAUGCCACAAAUCAGUGCCCAUCUGAGCUGCCCUUCAGUGUCACCCAUCAGUGCCAGUCAGUACCACCUAUCAAUGCCAAUCAGUGCCACCUAUCAGUGCUGCCAAUCAGUGCCAGUCAGUGUCGCUUAUCAGUGCCAGUCAGUGCGCCUAACAGUGCCAGUCAGUGCCGCCUAACAGUGCCAGUCAGUGCCGCCUAACAGUGCCAUAUAUCCGUGCUAUAUAUCAGUGCUGCCUUUCAGUGACCAUCAGUGAUGCCUGUCAAUGCCCAUCAGUGCCACCUACCAGUGCCUCCUCAUCAGUGCCACCUAUCAGUGUCCAUCAGUGCAUCUUAUCAGUGCCCAUCACUACAGCCUGAUUAGCGUACAUCAGUGAAGGAGAAAAAUCACUUAUUUACAAAAUUUUAUAACAAAAACUAAGAAAAAAACUUUUUUUUUCAAAUUUUUCAGUGGUUUUUGGUUUGUUUAAGAAAAAAUAA